Lachancea fermentati is the source of this 1647-nucleotide messenger RNA. The record is from the annotation of a GenBank genome assembly. NCBI's taxonomy places the organism in Eukaryota, Fungi, Ascomycota, Saccharomycetes, Saccharomycetales, Saccharomycetaceae.
AUGAUCAGAUAUUGUCCAAGAGUAACUGCGCAAAGGUUCUGUAGGCUCAAAUCUACUACGCCUGAUAAUGCACCAAGAGCUUCUGAUAAUGAAGAGUGGCUUAGCCGAUUGAGCGGCAGUGAGCACAUUGGUGACAGAACAAACUCGAACAAGCUUAAACACGGAAUUGACCUGAAGGAAUCAAAUUCAUCUAGCCUCUCAAAUAGCCCUGCGCGCUUAAAUCAUGAAAUCAAGAUUAUUUCAACACCGCCUGAUACUUCAUAUAUUCAUGUAAAAUCUCCACUCUCCAACUUUACUUCGAUGAGUUAUCUCCAAUCCAAAAAGCAUCGUCAGACACAACUAAAUGGUUUUGUAGAUAUCCGCAUGAUCAAAUGCAGAAGUGGUAGCGGGGGGAAUGGUGUCGUGUCUUUUUUUAGAGAUGCAGGUAGAGCGAUUGGGCCUCCAGAUGGUGGUGAUGGUGGCGAUGGAGGAAGCGUUUAUGUGCAAGCGGUUGAAGGGAUGAACAGCUUGGCAAAAUUAAGAACGACUUAUAUUGCAAGUGACGGUGAAAAUGGCGCUUCUGAUCAGCUUGAUGGGGCGCGUGGAAAAGAUGUCCUCAUCUCCGUUCCCGUUGGAACUAUCGUAAAAUGGUGCUUAGAGCCAAAGGUCGUUCGCCAAUAUGUUGAUAAAAUGCAGCAAGAAAACAGUGCUUCUCUGAGGCAGCUAUUAAAUGAAAUAAUGGUUAGCUUACAGUGCACAGGCAGGUUCGCGAUGGAUCAGAAGCCAUCGCAUAUUCAACUAUUCCGUGAUUCAUAUGAAGAUGGAGAGGGCUGGUUAUUCAAAGGAAAAGAUCGUGAGUAUCAUAUGCAGAAAGAAUGGUUUCAAGAGCUUCGUGAAAAGGUAAAAUCCUAUGAUUAUGAUUUGACUGAGACUGAAUUACAGGCUGAUAGGUUCCCUAUCUUUGGAAUAGAUCUUAAUACUUCAACACAAAAACCAAUUUGCAUAUUGAAAGGUGGAAAAGGUGGUCUAGGUAAUAUGCAUUUCCUGACUAAUCUAAUCAGGAAUCCAAGGUUUGCAAAAUGUGGGCGACGUGGUCUAGAGCAAUACUUCAUGUUUGAACUCAAAAGCCUAGCAGAUUUAGGUCUUGUCGGACUGCCGAAUGCUGGAAAAUCUACUAUAUUAAAUCAAAUAUCGAAUGCCCGACCACGAAUUGGUCACUGGCAAUUCACUACAACGCAUCCCAGUAUUGGAACAAUAAGCUUGGGAAUUAACAAACCGAGCUUCACGGUAGCUGAUAUUCCAGGACUUAUCAGAGGUGCUUCAUUAGACAAAGGGAUGGGCAUUGAAUUUCUGAGACACAUAGAGCGCUCUAACGGUUGGGUUCUAGUUCUAAGUUUAGAAAACAUGCAUCCAGAAGCGGAUCUUCAAAUAUUGAUCGAGGAGCUGGGAGGGAUAAAAAGGUUGCAGACUAAGAAGAUUCUGGUGGUAUGCAAUAAGGCUGACAUUGACGUGGAAAAUCCAAAUUCUAAGCGAAAAUAUGAUACUAUCAAAAGUUUCUGCGAUACGCAGGGCUGGGACGUUGUACCGAUUAGUGCCCUGAAAGGCGAAAACAUUGACCUCCUUUUAGAGAAGAUGGCAAAGUGUGCCAUGGAUUCAAAAAAGGCUUAA